Molecule: messenger RNA, 369 nt
Organism: Striga asiatica
Lineage: Eukaryota; Viridiplantae; Streptophyta; Magnoliopsida; Lamiales; Orobanchaceae
Source: the annotation of a GenBank genome assembly
AUGCUGGCGUACAUGGAUGAUGAAAUUUCACAUAUUAUAACUUAUAAGUACUUGAUUGGAAGCGCAACUGUACCAGGCGAACCAGGCAGAGCCACCGGCGCCGCCUCGAGGGACCAGCUAUCAUCAUUGAGUACGUCGCUGCUCUCCAUUGUCGGGCGAGUCCGCAUACGUAGUUGUAGGAAAGCGAACUUCAACGUCCGUCAGAUGCAGCGCCGCUCGCUGCUCUUGGCCAUCAGCUUUAUUUCGGAGAUGGAAUCCAAGAUAGAGAUGGCGGCGUGGAAGCUACCAAAACCGUCAGCGGUCAAAUACAUGAGACCAAAGUCCUACAACAAUAUCCAAUCGCCUAAUAUUCAUCGGCUCCUGAGAUAG